CUCUUCCAUUCUAUAUAUCUAAAUGCAAGCUGAAACGUACCUCCCCACCUCCCCCAACUCACAGGAAUUAACCUAAGACCCUCAAAAGCAAUGAAGAUUUCUAGUGCCAUCUUUCGAAUUCUCCUCCUCUUGUUCAUCCUUCUGUGUUCCUCUGUAUCCUGCCUCUCUCGGAAGCAAGGUUCUACUGUUACUGCCAUGUUUGUUUUCGGGAGUUCUCUCGUCGACAACGGGAACAACAACUACGUGAGGAACUCGACGGCCAGGGCCGACUACCUUCCUUAUGGCAUCGACUUCCCCUGUGGCCCUUCUGGGAGGUUCUCUAAUGGGAACAACCCAGUUGAUGUCCUGGGCCGCCUUCUCAACCUCCCUCAUCUGCUGCCUGUUUUUUCUGAUCCCAAGACCAGGGGUAAGAGGAUUCUGCGUGGUGUCAAUUACGCCUCCGGAGGUUCCGGCAUACUUGAUGAAACGGGAUCCAUAUCUGGAGAAGUGAUCACUCUCAAGCAGCAGAUCGACAACUUCGAGGGGGCGACUCUUCCUGAACUGAAAGCACAACUUGGCAGAUUCAAACGAGCCGGUCCGUUCAUCUCCAAGAGCUUAUUUGUCGUCGGCGCUGGGGGGAAUGACUACCUACUGAACUAUUUCCAGAGCAACACAAGCGCACAGUACUCGCUGCCGGACUUCACAUCUCUAUUGAUUCAGUCUCUCUCUGAAAAGCUCAAGAGACUCUAUGAUUUGGGAGCAAGGAAAUUUGUGCUGAUGUCCGUGCAAGCCUUAGGAUGCGUGCCGGCCGUGACGAUGAGAGUGAACACAGAUGGUUCCUGCGUGGAGCCAGUGAACCUGGCCGCUUUGCUCUUCAACCAACGUCUGGUGUCAUCGAUGGAUAAGAUGAAGGCCAGCAUGAAGGGCUCUCACUUGGUCUUUGUCAACUCAUACAACAUUCUCAAGGAGAUUAUAGAGCAUCCUACGUUACAUGGAUUUAAAGAGGUGAACAAGCCGUGCUGCGCACUGGGGGAGUCGAGCGCGCGGAUACUCUGCGAGAGAGGAGGGGAAACGUGCAAGGAGAGAGACGCGUACGUCUUCUACGACGGGCUGCACCCAACGGACGCCGUCAACGUCAGGAUCGCGCAGAAGGCAUAUGCCUCCUGGCUGAAGCGAGAGGUCUACCCCUUCAACGUCCAGCAUCUCGCUUCUCUCUAGCUUAUAAGCUCCUAUCAAUUACGGCUGAACCUCACGAUCAUCUUAACUGUGUGAGAAGAAGGUGUUAAAUCAAGCAAAUGAGAGGCUGGCCAGGGAAAAAGCAAGAAGAGAGCACCUCGCCAAGAUCUGAAGUUCGUUGUGGCGUGACGAGGCGGCUCUAGGUUUAGGUUUAACCGUAUGGUUCAAGUGUGUGCUAUGGUAUGUGAUGUUAGAAAUGUGCAUCCGCGGAAACAAAUGCGCUUCAGUUUAUGACAUGAUGUCCUUGAUCUAUGGUGGCUUCAUCCUUGUAUCAAGAGAUCUAUCUGUAAUAAUAGGCAAUGUGGUGAUUAAA
Messenger RNA from Nymphaea colorata (pocket water lily), 1528 nucleotides. Its product is annotated as GDSL esterase/lipase At1g29660-like. The transcript is spliced from 4 exons. The coding region runs from base 91 to 1197 and encodes 368 amino acids. Gene Ontology annotation, molecular function: hydrolase activity, acting on ester bonds. The record is from RefSeq and is a predicted model, not a curated record. NCBI's taxonomy places the organism in Eukaryota, Viridiplantae, Streptophyta, Magnoliopsida, Nymphaeales, Nymphaeaceae.